UACAAGAUGGGCAUAUGUUAAGGGAGGUCUAAAACUUAGGAAGACUAAGUUCACAAGCUGAACCAACCAAUAACAACCAGUGGAGAGUUACAGAUUAAGGUGUUGCUGAAGAACAUUACUUUAAAAAUGAGUGGAGUCAGACAAUGCUCCAUUCAAUUCGAUUUUGGGUAGUGCAAGUACACAUCGCCUGUGCAUAUAGAUAACAAUGGAGAACAUUAUGUAUUAAAUUCAUAGAAGGAAGUGGCGAGCUAGUUUCGAUGGUACCUUAAAGAUGAGUGAGUAGUUGAUGCGAGAAUCCAAUAUGAAAAUCUCAGUGAUGGACUCUUAAGUGAUUGGAUCUGCGACAAUCAAUUUGUUUGAGGCAGCAGUAGGUCCAUUUCACUUUCAAUUACCAAUCAGAGGACAACAUGCGGGCAAUGUCACUUUUGAUUUGAAAAUGAAUUAGAUUGUGUAGGCAACUCUCUAGAGUAAGUACAUUAUAUGGGAAUUAAACUAAAGUCUGAGCGAUGUUAGAUAUAAUUAUAAUUUGCGUUUGGUGGUAUGAAUAUCAACUUAAAUACAAAAGACUUCGUAGUUCUCAUUCAUCUCUGAACACUCGACUACAUUUGUGAAUCCAAAUUAUCGAAAACAAAAUGAAAAGUAGAGGACUGUAAUGUCUUCAAGUCGUAAGAGCAUUUUAGAUUAAGAUGCUUUGAGAGAUUCCAUUAUAUCAUUACCGAAAACACCGUCUAGCAGCCAAAACUUUAAUCAUUCUCUCGACUCGAUUAUUGCAGCUACGCCAUAAAAUAAAGGGUAAGUACCUGCCUCACAACCUUAUCACAGGAUAGAGUGGGAUCACUCUGGAGAUGAACUCACUUUGAUAGUAGAAUUACCAAUUUCGGAAUUUUAGGGUUCUGCUAUUCAAUUAUGUUUGUGGUCAAUAUCUUCAAAUUAGAAUAAUAUGGGGAACAGCAAGUCUCCUCAUAAGACUACUAUAAAAAAGACUUAGAAUAAGCAUGACUCAGAAUAUCUGGAUCUGGAAAUCUAGGAUCAUCAUCUGGUUGCAGAAACUUAUAUUAAUUUAUAGCAUUUAGAAAAUAACUUAGUAGCUGAUUUGGGAGCUAAGUUCAUUGUUAUUAACAGCCAAUAGGCAAAAUCAAUUUGGUAUCAUGGUGUUGAAGUAGGUAAGAUAGAUUAUGAAAUCAAUGUUAAAUUACCAAAUUAUUUGUAAUAAUCGUCAUUUGGUGUGCAAACUGAGAAGGGGAUAGUCUCGACUGCAUCUGUAGUAGGGAAUGUGGAAAAUAUUAGUGUUACAGAGAUUAAGAUGAUUUAAAUUGAGUUUCAGAAACUAUCAAGUUCCAUCUUUAAGAUUGAACACAAGACUCUAAAUGUUGAAGACAAAUUAAAGGUACGUCAGGAUAUGGAUCAAUAACUGAACAAGUUGGCACAAUUACUUGGAUAAUCACAUGGAACCAACAUAAAAACAUUUCAAUACAAAUCAGAGGAUGACUUAAUGAAAGCCUAGUAAUUGUUGAUUCAAUUGUCCAUUCACUUAGUGGAUUAUUCGAAGACUUUGGCAUCAUUCAAUUCAUACUUUGAAUGCUUAAAUCAAGUACUAAAUAGAGGAGAACUGAUGUUAUCAUAAUUGGGAUUCUUUAAGGCUCUAAGUAAGAAGCAAUCUGAAUUCAAAACAGAGGUUGGUUUAGAAUAUCAAACCUUUUUGGUCAAUACACUUCGAUUCACUCUCUAAAAAUUGUAUCAAAAGGAUCCCAGUCAACAAGCAAGAUAAUUGUUCAUCAAAUUUUUAGUAAUUAGCUAUUUUCGAAUUCCAGAGUUCAGAGCCAAAUUCCUUGAGUUAAUUAUCAAAGCCGAUGAUCCACAGUUGUUUGAAUUAAGAGGAACUGAAUUCAUACAGGAGGAUGAUCCAACUAAUAUAGAUAAAAGUACAAAAACCAAUAAUUAAAUAUUUGAUUGGCAGAACUACUUUCAUACUUAUUUGUCUGAUAAGAGCAAAGGAAUAUAAAAUCAAUCGACUUUGAAUUAAAUCUUAGAUGAUGAGAGCUGGAAGGAACACAUCAGACACAGAUCUAUAAAUUUUAGUUUUUUUGUAGAGGAAUGGGCUAAGUAUGUUAGGAAUAUUUUGUAAGUGAAAAUACUGCCUUGGUAAGAUAUUCCAGGUUAUAGAAUAUUGGUUAAGUCGUUCAUGUGUGAAUUGAAAUAGUAGGAAUCAGUCCCAGAUGCUAUGAAGAUGGUUCUGAAGAGUUUGCUUCAGAAUCAGAAUUUACUGGGAAUCGUAGUGAGUUUGUUAUUCAAUAAAACAAAGUAAUUUAUGUAUUAAUAAGUUUAUAUAAUGCAGAACAAGUAAUAGAAACAUUUGAAAUAUUGGAUACAUGUUUUGCUACAUUGACAACUAUGCCUGCCUAAUUCGAUUACCCAUUUUUCUUGAAAGGAAUCAAACAGAUUAUAAUCGAUUCGGAACAUGCCAUCAAUAUAGCUAAAUGCGUUUGGCUGAUAUACAAUAUUUAUCCCUUGUUUCCAAGUAACAACAUGAAUUUAACAAUUGAAUAGUCGACUUUAAGAAAGACAUAUGUGAAUUUAUAUUUGAGAAGGCUGUUUUUAAGUUGUUUUUGCAUUGGAGUCGAACAGUGAGAUUAGUAUUCCACUACUUUUUACUUUAUAGAGUGUCUCAUUAGCACAAGACUUCAAAAGUGGGAGGAUUGGAUGAAGAGUAAACAAUGUUUGAUAAUAGUUAGAUAGAUCAUACAACAAUACACUUUGAUUAACAGGCCAAAGAAGAAUUAGAGUUACUUUGAGAAUCGGCAGCCUCAAUAACAAUUGAUUGUAAAGAUGUGUGUGUCAAUAUCCUUUAGUCUGAUUACAUUUACAUGAAAUAUUUGAGAUUCCUAAGCAAGUUGGAACAGGCUAAGAUAAAUGAGAAUCAGAGGGAAUACCAACAGGAUCAUCAAAUUUACUAUCAGAGAUUGGUGCACAAGAUGUUGCGAAGGGAAUACGAGUUGAAGCGUCAAGAGUAGGAGGAACCGAAGAUGAUGGAGUAAUAGAAAUUGGAGAGAAUGGUUUCAGAACAGGACGAAUCGCUGUCUAAACAGAAUCAAUUGAAGCCAGUGAUAGUACCUCGGCCAGUGAUGCACAAGAAGUUGGGUUGUAAACACAAAUGGAUAAUGAUGUAGCUAAGCACGAGGUGGAGAUAAAUGAGAUGCAAUAACAGUACUUGAGGUUGUCGAUUCGAGAAUUCGAGGAAUAGUUAAAGAAUUAUAACAAUUGGAGAUAAUAAAAUUUAAAGAAAAUGAUUGGGAAAUAUAAUGAGGAGGGUAUGUGGGUAUUGAUAAUUCUAGACAAACACACGAUUCACUUGAGUUUUGAGGUGCCCAAGGUGGACGUUUUGAGGAGGAUCGAUGAAAAGGAGGGUGCUUGA
Paramecium octaurelia is the source of this 3412-nucleotide messenger RNA. The record is from the annotation of a GenBank genome assembly. Lineage: Eukaryota; Ciliophora; Oligohymenophorea; Peniculida; Parameciidae.